AAACAAAUCUUAAUAAUGUCGGUUGUCCCCACUUUUCUUAAUUUCCUGAUGAAUUUCUCAACCAAAACUUCUGACUAUACCUCACCAUUUGGCGUCCAUUAACCUCUUCCAACACCCUUCCACUGUUUCUUUCUUUCUUUCGCUUUCUUCUUUAUGCAACAGUGCCACAGACAUAGUCUUCUCUAAUUUCCAUUCAAGUCUCUCUCUUAGACGCUCACUCAUCACUUCUUGCUUCUUUCUUUAACUCUCAUCUCCAUCUUCAUGCUUUCGAGAAAGCAAACACCUCCGGAUUCUCCAUGGAAGGAGAAGGAGGAGAAAUUGUUGUACUGUUCCAAAACCAAAGAACCCAACUUGUUGAUGACCAUCCUCAGCAAUCCCCACCUCAGGUUUGGUGCUUUCGUCUUUGUCUUUCUGUCUGCUUGGCUUCUUCUGCUCCUCUUUUGGUUCCCACCCAAAAUAGCCACCACACCGACAACCACACCCAAUGUGGUCGAUGCUCUUCUUGUUCCGGACCAAGGUACCCAAGAACAAUCACAACUCCAAGUAUCAAAGUGCGAUGAUCCAAGCGUGUCGGUUUAUGUAUACCCUUUGCCGGCGAAGUUCAACAUUGGACUUCUUGACCGGUGUGAAUCCCUAAACGUCUACACCGACAUGUGUCCUCAUGUGGCGAACCACGGACUCGGCCAGCCCAAACCAAAUAUGGGAUCGGCCGCGGCGUCGUGGUUCGCCACUCACCAGUUCAUAGCCGAGAUGAUCAUCCACGCGCGCGUGGAGAAUCACCCCUGCCGAACGCACGACCCCUCACGCGCCACCCUCUUCUACGUCCCCUUCUACGGCGGCCUCUACGCUUCCAGCAAGUUCCGCGAGGCCAACCUAACCGCCCGCGACGAGCUCGCCUUGGAGUUGGUGGAGCACAUCCAGUCCCAGCCCACGUGGCACAAGCGCCACGGCAAGGAUCACUUCAUCGCCCUGGGGAGAACCGCAUGGGAUUUCAUGCGAACAUCCGACGGCCCAGAUUUUGGCGCCAACGUCCUCCUCAACCUCCCCGCUGUUAAAAACAUGUCGGUGCUGACCGUGGAGAGACAACCUUGGCAAGGCGCCAACCAGUUCGGGAUACCCUACCCUUCCUACUUCCACCCCUCCUUCUUGCCGGAGAUGCUGACGUGGCAGACCAAGAUGCGCGGCGCCGCCCGGCCCCACCUGUUUUCCUUCAUCGGCGGGCCGAGGAAGGGCUUAGAGAAGGCUGCCAUACGUAACGAGUUCAUAAGGCAGUGCGCCGAGUCGAAUCGGUGCUUCCUCAUGAAAUGUGGCGCCAACGGAGCUAGCAAAUGCCACGAGCCGAGUGAGGUACUGAAGGUCAUGAGUGAGUCGCAGUUUUGCUUACAGGCUCCCGGCGACUCCUACACGCGGCGGUCAACGUUUGACUCGGUAUUGGCCGGGUGCAUUCCGGUGUUCUUCUCGCCGCACACGGCGUACACGCAGUACAAGUGGUUUUUACCGGCGGAGGCGAGCGAGUAUUCGGUUUACAUCGACGAGAAGAGUGAGGGGAGUAAGAGGAUAGAGGAAGAGUUGCUGAAGAUUCCGGUGGAGAAGGUGGAGAUGAUGAGGGAGAAGGUUAUUGAGAUGAUACCUAGCUUGACGUACGCGCAUCCCAAUGCGAGUGGUUUAGGGUUUAAGGACGCCGUUGACGUUGUGCUUGCAUCAUUGGCUAAUCAUGUCAAUAAUUUAGUUAAUUAAGUUGAUUUAAUUUAAUUAAUUAGCAGCUGCGUUUAAUACAUGUGUAUAUUGGGAGCCAGCGUUAUGCGGAAGGUCAAGGUUCAAUUCUUUAAACCUUGCCGACAGUCGGGCCUUUUUUUUUUUUUUCCUUUUCUUUUUUGUUUCCUUCUUCUUCUUUAGCGCUUUUGUAAAGGAUGUUGUUCAUUAAUCCAUACCAUACAUCUUAUUG
Molecule: messenger RNA, 1945 nt
Organism: Fragaria vesca subsp. vesca
Lineage: Eukaryota; Viridiplantae; Streptophyta; Magnoliopsida; Rosales; Rosaceae
Product: xyloglucan galactosyltransferase KATAMARI1-like
Exons: 1
Coding region: 262-1737 (491 amino acids)
Molecular function (GO): glycosyltransferase activity
Source: RefSeq, a predicted model, not a curated record